AUGGAAAACUCAGACUCUGACGAGCCAGAGAAGAAGAGGCCUCAUUUAAACUCACUUUCGCCCACCAUGGCUCGUAGCUCCACCACUUCUCCACCCAAUAACCAUAGCGUCGAUGCAGCAGUUCUCCAGUACCAGAACCAGAGACUUCUUCACCAAAUAGACAAACAGAAGCAUGAUUUGCAGGAUCUUGAAGCCAAAAUUAAGGAACUAAAGGAUAAGCAAGGUUCUUAUGAUGAAAUGCUAAUCACAGUGAAUCAAAUAUGGAAUCAGUUGGUUGAUGAUUUAAUUCUUCUUGGACUAUGUGCUGGAGGAAGCCAAAAUGCUUUACAAAUUUUAGAUGGCACUGAUUAUUCUCGUGGUUCAAUUCCAUCAUGUUCUGCGGAGGAGAUGUUUCUUUGUAGACUCCUACAGAGAGAUUCUAUAGAAGCUAAUGGCAAUGAUGAAAUUGCUAAAUAUGUUGAAGAAGCUCUCACUUUGCGUCAUACGUCUACUAGGGAGUUGUUAAAACUCUUGGAACAUACCAUUUAUUCUCAUAGGGAAAAAACAGAGAGCAUGGUCCACACUUUGGAUGGGAAGAUAUCUUCUGAAGAUGCUAUCAUCCAGUUACCUAAGAUUGAUGAUAUGAUGGAGAGGGAGGUUAAAAAUCUGCGGGAAGCGAUUGAUAUUCUUCACGUGAAGCAGAAAGAGUAUGCUGAUGUAAUUCGGACUUACCUUAGCAGCCAGUCAACAGAUCAGUCUGAAAUUAGCCGCAUUACAGGUGAGCUGGAUGACAGCAUGACUGAACUAGAGGAGAGUAGGAGGAAACUAGUGAAUCUGAAAAUGCAAAAGGAUGUCGCAUCUGGGAUGCAUAACCUUACUUCUGGUGCAGUGAAUGGAACCCUAUCACCUGAAAAAUCAACAGAAAGGACAAUAAGCUUGCGGGAACUAAGAAAUUCAAUCGAGGAAACAAAGAUACUAGCAGCUGACCGCCUUUCUGAGUAUCAAGAGGCACAUGAAGAAAAUUUAACGCUGUCAAAACAAUUGCAAGAAUUUCAGAAUGAAUUGAAGGAUGACAAAUUUGUACAUUCAUCAAGACUUUACACUAUGCGAAAUGAUCAACUCCAACAUUGGAAUGUUGAAGUGGACCGAUACAAAGCAUUGACUGAUUCUUUGCAGGCUGAUAGGGCUCUUGUUGUGAGAAGGGAGAAGGACCUAAAUGUCAAAGUAGAGUCGGCAGAUGCAAUUAGGAAUUCAAUUGGCAAUACUGAUUCUAGGAUUGAAGAACUAGAACUUCAGCUGCAGAAGUGUAUAAUUGAAAAAAAUGACUUGAGAUAA
This is a messenger RNA of Prunus armeniaca (apricot), 1314 nucleotides long. NCBI's taxonomy places the organism in Eukaryota, Viridiplantae, Streptophyta, Magnoliopsida, Rosales, Rosaceae. The record is from the annotation of a GenBank genome assembly.